AUAAAAUACAUAUUUUGUAUUUAUUAAAUUUUACAGAAAUCUAAAAUCACUUUUAACAGAGUUACAUAGGGCAUGACCUGUAUGGUCAAAUUGCGCUAUUUGUCUAGCUAACUAAACCUUGGCGGAAGAAAUAGGUCGAGCCGUGCCUUCGCUACGAAAAUUACGCAAUCACUGAUUCUAAGGGAUAAGUUAUUACUUCAGUUGGAACAUCGUACUUUUUAACAGGACCGAGCAGAAGAGGAGUAACUUUAUACGCGGUCUAGCCCCAACAAGUUUUUGAAAAAUUGUUAAAUAUUUUUUAAAGUAUAUAAUAGCACAUAAUCAGUAUGCCGCCCAUCCAUUAUUGGGUUACCAGGUGUGGAAAACCCCUUGCAAGAAGUAUAGACUCUUUUCUGAGUGUUGGAAAAUGGGUUCCAGUAACCAGUCGUUUGUUUAGUGUUGUUCAUGGAGACAUAAGCAGAUUACAACCGAACGUCCGAGACUUUGUGGAAGAGAGGGCCAAGUUAUGUCAGCCAGACAGUAUCCACAUUUGUGAUGGUAGUGAAGCAGAGAAUGACUAUCUUCUUCACAUGAUGCAGAAACAGGGAGUGAUAUUUCAGCUCAAUAAGUACGAAAAUAAUUGGUUAGCACGUACUGAUCCUGCAGAUGUGGCUCGUGNAGAAAGCUUAACUUUCAUCUCUACACCAAAUAAGCAUGACACUGUCCCUGCAACAAAAGAGGGAGUGAAAGGGACUUUAGGGAAUUGGAUGUCCCCAGCUGACCUGGAAAAUGCUUCUAGAGAGAGGUUUCCAGGUUGUAUGAAAGGUAGGACAAUGUAUGUCAUACCUUUUAGCAUGGGUCCCAUUGGGUCUCCUAUUGCAAAAAUAGGCAUCCAGCUAACAGAUUCUCCAUACGUGGUGUGCUGUAUGAGAAUUAUGACUAGGAUGGGAUCUGCAGUACUGAAGACUUUAGGAGAGCAACAGUUUAUUAAAUGUUUACACUCGGUCGGACAGCCUCUACCAAUGAAGUCACCUCCUAUUAAUAAUUGGCCGUGCAAUCCUUCAAAGACCAUCAUAGCACAUAUCCCUGAAAACAACGAGAUAUGCUCUUUUGGAAGUGGAUAUGGUGGAAAUUCUCUUCUGGGCAAGAAGUGCUUUGCCCUACGUAUAGGAUCAAUAUUAGCAAAAAGAGAAGGCUGGCUUGCAGAGCACAUGCUGAUCUUGGGGAUCACCAACCCUCUAGGUGAAAAGAAGUAUGUUGCAGCAGCUUUCCCAAGUGCCUGUGGGAAGACCAACCUGGCCAUGUUGACUCCAUCGUUGCCAGGUUACAAAGUAGAAUGUGUUGGUGAUGACAUUGCUUGGAUGAAAUUUGAUGAACAAGGCCAAUUGCGUGCAAUUAACCCCGAGUAUGGUUUCUUUGGUGUUGCACCAGGAACAUCAAUGAAGACUAAUCCAAAUGCAAUGCUGACAGUUCAGAAGAACACAAUCUUUACGAAUGUGGCUGAGAGAAGUGACGGUGGAUUUUUUUGGGAGGGCAUGGAAGAUGAGCUUCCUAAAAAUGUUAAAAUAAAAUCGUGGACAAAUGUUGAAAACUGGAAACCUGACAGUGGGAAACCUGCAGCCCAUCCUAACUCCAGAUUCUGUGCUCCGGCCAAACAGUGUCCAAUGAUGGAUUCUCAAUGGGAAGAUCCUGCUGGUGUACCAAUUUCGGCAAUUAUCUUUGGAGGGAGAAGACCUAAAGGUGUUCCGUUGGUUUAUGAAUCUCUAAACUGGCAACAUGGUGUGUUUGUUGGUGCUGCCAUGAGAUCGGAAGCUACUGCUGCUGCAGAACACAAAGCCAAAGUCAUCAUGCACGAUCCAUUUGCGAUGCGUCCAUUUUUUGGGUACAAUUUUGGGCACUAUCUGGAACAUUGGUUGAGUUUCAGAAAGAAACCUGAAAAUAAGUUACCCAAGAUUUUCCACGUCAACUGGUUCAGAAAGGACAAUGAUGGAAAAAUAAUUUGGCCUGGAUUUGGUGAGAACUGUAGGGUCCUCGACUGGAUUUGUCGACGAGUUGAUGGUCACGACAUAGGACAGGCAACUGCCAUAGGAUAUGUUCCUAAGGAUGGAUCCCUGAAGACAGAUGGACUUCCUGCAAUCAACAUGAAUGAGUUGAUGUAUGUGCCCAAAGAUUUCUGGCAAAACGAGGUUCAGGAGAUUCGGAAAUACUUUGGUGAGCAGUUACCUCAAGAUCUCCCAGCCGAAGUUGCUGAAGAACUAAACGAACUUGAGCAACGUGUUGAGAAAAUGUAAACAUUUAUUAAGUACCGAGUACCAAGAUAAGAUUAAUGUGUGUAAUUCAUGAUAGAAUUUGUUGAAAAAGGUUUCUGUACUUCUCCAUUGAAAUGUGAAGGUUUUGAAUGAGCAAUUACAAGUAUAACAUAAAUUAAGUAUUAGGGAGAAUUCUGUUUUUUAAAUUUCAGCAAGGAUUUAUUAGUUGUAGAUAGUAAAACUUUAUUUUGUCACAGUGUUUCAUCAGGUUUAUCUGGUAUUAUCAAGUAAGAUACCAAACAACAACAACAACAAAAAAGACCGAUACCAGACAAACCUGGUUAAAUGUGACAAGAUCGUUUUAUUUUGUACAACCAGUAAAAACCUUGCUGAAAUUUUUGAUAACGUAUAUAUGCCACCAAUUUUACCGCAACUGGACAAAAUUAGGUAAGCGUGAAGAUCACUGGAAUGCAAACAUAGUGGACCAGUGCAUAUAUCUCUUGGUUUUAAAACUAAUAUGCUUCUUUCUACCAAAUUGAUCAUAAUCACUUGUGUUCUGGGAGAUAUUUUAAUAAUUUCUGUUUCAUUUUUUCUUACUUUUGUUGAAUUACUUAAAAUCAAUCGGAACACUUAAUCAUUCAAAAUAUUUUGUUCAUUAAUUCAAAAAUGACAUUGUUUUUAAAUGAAUGGAGACUAAAGCUUUAAUUCACAAAUCAUUUUUAACUAAUUGAGGGAAAUGUUCAAUAGUAUUUAUAUCUCUGUAGGAAAUAUUUUCACAAAAAUGUACUUCGUAAACAAACUAAUAUUUUGAACACUGAGACUAUAACACACAUUGUAUUGAGGGGGGGAAUUAUGAUAAUAAUAGUCUACACGUCAUAUGAAGAUAAACUGGAAACAUUAUUGGCUUUUUAGAAUUUAAAAUGCAUAUUUUAAGAUAAUUACCAUUAUAAUUUUUUGAGACUACGUUAAAUAUACUUUUUCAGUACUUUGUCGAUUAAAACUUAAAUAAUGGAAUGAUAUGAAUUGCAGAAGCCUUGAGAUUAUUCUUAUGAUGUUCAUUGAGGAGUAUUAAUAUUUUUUGAAAACUGAGUUAAUACUGUUAUGGGUUGGUUUGACAGUUUAAGUGUGAAUUCCAAAUUUCAUUGAAUACAUUUGUAUUGUAUUUAUACUACACUAUGAAUCUUAUACAUGGGUUUUAAAAAUCCUAAAUACUAUUUUUUAUUUUCUCUUAAACAUCAUCCCCCCCCCCCCAACAAAAAACAAUUUUGUGUACAGUGAGAAAAUUGUCUUUAAAAAUCAUGCAACUUUUUUUCUUUAAUGUAUUUUCAAAAUCGAAGGGCAACCGUGGUUUCUGAUACGAACUAGUCGACUUAAAUUCCAUAUCCCAUUUUUGUCUUUUCCUAUUGUAUUUUUUUAAUAAUGCUUGUAAUGUCUUGGCAAACAUAAAAGUUGAUACUCAGACUUGCCAUUUCUUUUUAAGAAGUUGAUUUGCUUGAAUUCUAAAGACAUUUACACUUAGUAAACACAGUUUGUUCAUUAAAAUUGAUAUCUUUCCUACUUCUUAAAAAACAAGCUGUAAAAAAAAAAAAGGUUUGUACCCAUUAGAUCUAGUUUAAAAAAUAAACUGUGAUAAUAAUAAUAUUAUGAUUAUUUUCAUGCAAUAACCUUUCUGGUUUUAAAUCCUAUUUUCUGUGAAAUAAUGUUUGCCUCAAUUUGGAAGUGAGGUGUAGAGUAACUAUGUACGAGAUAAAUAAAAUGUUUCAAAGAA
Molecule: messenger RNA, 3996 nt
Organism: Limulus polyphemus (Atlantic horseshoe crab)
Lineage: Eukaryota; Metazoa; Arthropoda; Merostomata; Xiphosura; Limulidae
Product: phosphoenolpyruvate carboxykinase, cytosolic [GTP]-like
Exons: 12
Coding region: 327-2270 (647 amino acids)
Biological process (GO): cellular response to glucose stimulus; propionate catabolic process; hepatocyte differentiation
Cellular component (GO): cytosol; mitochondrion
Molecular function (GO): manganese ion binding; GTP binding; phosphoenolpyruvate carboxykinase (GTP) activity
Source: RefSeq, a predicted model, not a curated record